This is a messenger RNA of Tigriopus californicus, 6417 nucleotides long. RefSeq names its product mucin-2-like. The coding region runs from base 437 to 6214 and encodes 1925 amino acids. The transcript has 6 exons. The record is from RefSeq and is a predicted model, not a curated record. Lineage: Eukaryota; Metazoa; Arthropoda; Copepoda; Harpacticoida; Harpacticidae.
AUUGAGAGCUUUGGUUGAGUGCGUGUGGUCAAUUCCAUAUGGGGCGAUUUCAGCGACGUCGACCUAGAAGUUUUCGAGGAGGAGCAGGAAGAAAAAGAAGUCGAAGAAGACGAAGAAACGAAGACGAUCUCUUGAUCGGCGGACUCGGCAAACUUAUUCACAUCUAUGGCAACAACCACAUUUUCGGCUUACCUGAGAACCGAGUGGUGAGCCUCGAUCGUCUUCGUCUUGAUGCUGCUCUCACACCUCAAAUUCUGAUCAAGUCGACGAAGCUCUCGUCGAAUCCGUAGUUGACAGUCGGUUUCAAGGAGACGAACACCUUUCCGACAAGAAGUACAGUACUCUGAGAAAUUGUUAUCGACAUUUAUCCAACUUGGCCCACAUCGAUUUAGGAGAGGCGUGAUUGCGGAUACCCUCGUCGCCCGUAGGCUGUGAUAUGUUCAAAUCAAGGCUAAUACACCCCUUGUUAUGGGGCCUAUUUCUCAUAGUGGAAGCAGAGGUGUCCGCCCAACAAAACCGAUGCGGCUUAGUGCCCACCGAGGUAUUUUUGAAGAAGGGUGAACGAAAGCAGCUAAUAUUUUGGACGGAUCAGAACUAUGAAAAUCUCACCACCGCAAUUCCACUUGAGGCUACGACGGAGUCGAGCGAUGGGGUGGACAGCUUUCUGGAGGCCGUCAAUGGGGGGUUGCCCAUACCCUCAACGUCAUCCAACGAUACUGAGUCCUAUCCAGAAUUUCUGGGUCAACCAGAGGUCUCUUUCACUACGACUCUCCCGCCAGAUGAAUCAACAGAACAAGAUACUCCAAUUACAACUACCGCUGAGUCAAUAACGACUGUGAACACGGAAAAAAGUCUGGACACAACCACUGUCCCAAUCGAGACCACCACGCUGGAAAUUGCGGAAACAACCACUGACACCCCAAUCAUGACUACCGUUGUUCCCGACAUUGAAGUCUUUAAUGAACUUAACGUAACCACUGAAAAGAUUUCCAUUCUAAAACCAUCAGCGGUGGUCACGCAACCUCCGGACCUCGAAGGCGAAGUGGUCCAAGUUCUCAUAGCUUCUACUAUUAAAAUGGAAGAUCUCACUACAACCAUGGAGCCGGUUGAAACGACAACCACUCUACACACAACAACCGCGGCAAGUGUUGUAGAAACAACAACUCUGGGAGGAGUGGAGGAAUCCACCGAAGUGGCAGAGAAUACCACCGAUAAAUUGGAAGUGAUCGACGAAUUGGUUACAGAAGAUCAUAUUCAAGAGCAAAUCGCAGAACUCCAAGACGAGAUCCUUCUAGACGACUCUGAAACAGAAGACGAAACUACGACAACGAAGAACGACAUUUCAACCGAAACAUCGUCAGUCUCCGAUCUUCCAACCUCGACCAUUGAAAACUCGGAGACAUCCACCCAGGCAGAAGCAGAAGAAUCUACUAUAAAAGCGGUUGACACUCAAGAAUCCAACGUUUUCGAGACAACAACCUCAAGUGAUGGUGACACUGACGCACCAAUGAUGGAUGCUACUUCACAUGAUGAUUUACAGGUGACCGAAGCAACCACUUGGAAAUUUGAAGACCUUAUCUUAGACGAUGAUACGAAUGAAGAGGGAACUGAAAGCGUGGAACUGGCCUCAAGCGGUUCGACAACUUCUACAGAUAAUGAAACUAUGCCUACAUCUGCCCAAGUGGAACAAUUUGUGACUGAAGCCCCAGCAAAUCUUAUUGAAAUUACCUCCGACGUUUCUGAUGAAGACGCUAAAGAAAAUAAGAUUGAUGCCAAUCUGAUCCCAACUGAGAUCCCAACAACAACAAUGAUAACAACAGAAGAAACUUUAGUGGAUCAAUUACAAGUUACAGAGUCUUCAGUGGUAGCUUUUGAUAGCAUACAUACUGAUACGGAGGAAGCUGCGGAGACCACAACAUAUGGCGACUCUAUAAUUACGCAGACCUCGACCUCAGAUGAUGACGAGGUCAUAACUGAGGCUAGUCAACUAGAGGACUCGAAUGAGAGCAAUGAUCCAGUCGAUGAACUUGAGGACAUUAUUUUAGAUGAUGAUUCUGUAGACUACUCAGAGACAGAAAUUGUAGCGGCUCAUGCUGAAGUCACAAGCUCUAACCAAGAGGAGGCCACUGAAUCGUCAACUACAGUUCAGCUUAAUGGGUCAGAAGCUUCAGCCAAUGAUGCUGUGACAACGGUUUUAUACGAAGAAGGAACCACCAACAUUGAUACGAGCACUGCCGAGACCACGCCCUCCUCCACCGAUAGUUCCACCACCGACGAAGUUAACCCAGAAGAACAACAACUUGGCGAGAUCGAAGCGCCAAUCAUUGAAAUUGUCGAUAUAAUUUUAAAUGAGGAAAUUGCUGGGGAAGAAAUUGCCACACCUAUCCCAAUUGCCACCACAACCGACAACGAAAUUGAGGUCACUACAACAACUCUUGCUUCGACCAUUCAAUCAAAUGAGGCUGAGGAAUUAAUGCCAGAAGAAAUUAUUGAUGGAGAUGCAACAAAGACUACAACUGAAGAAUAUGAAUCAACAACCACUAAAAACACAGUCGUGAGUGAGAUCGAAAUAGGAAUAGUCGAGGUAAACACUCAAUUUCCAUCAAAUGGUAAUUUAGAGGUUGCUGAAGCGCCAACGGAGACCUUUGAUGAUAUAAUUUUGGAUGACGAUUCCUAUGACGACGAUAACGACGAAAAAGAAGUCGCGACAGAAACCCUAGGGUCCACUUUUAUUCCCACUCAUUCGCCCACCUCGAGCGAGUCCCAAACCAAUCAUUUUUUGAAUGAGGAGGGAACGUCAGUACUAACCACGGAGAGCACUUUAGCUCUGGAAUCUGAUUCUGAGGAAGAGCAAAUCAUCACCGAUCACGUCACCGUUACAUCUGUUAAUGAGAUGCCCACCAUUUCUGUCCAAGAAACCACAACAAUUCAAAACAAAGACACGGCAAGUUCCGACCUUGAGGUCACUGCUAUGGAAUCAGCAGAACAGAUGAUUUCUCAGAUGGAAACUACAGAUUCUCCCACAUCUUUCCUUCCUGAGAGUACAACUGAGAGCAAACCAACAGUGACAACAGAAAUCGUGACCACCGAAACCACCGAAAAUGCUGCCAUUGUUAUGGAACAAAAUCUCGGCAACGUGGAAGACGAGAUUCAAUACGACGAUCCCGAGGGAAGCGAGGAACAAGUUACUGGCCAAGCAACCACUGUCGAAGCUGAAACUGAAUCGAUGAAAGAUCAAAGCAUGCUCACAGAACCUUCCACAACCCCGGAAACUACGCCAUCAACAUCUAGCACAGAGACCUUUCCACCAACAGGAUUGCAGGAGAACUCGCAAGAAAGUCUGAAUGUGAAAAACCCCGACGAGAACGCAUUGAACGCUGAUGUUCAAGAAGCUUUUCAGAUCACGGAAGAAGGCUUAGGUGCUGUUUUGGCAAAUAUCAUUAGCAAGAUUCAAGAGGAAGCUUUUGGUUCCGAAAGCAGCGAGGGAGAUGUCUCGGCAGAAACCGAAUUCGCGGUUGAAAUUCGAGAGUCGACCCGAAAUAAAACCCAAGAAGUUGAAGUUUUGUUGCCAAAUGGAGAAAAAGUGGUAGAGAACGUUGCUACAACUACAGUUCCCCCUCAGUCAGAUACCGUCGAGAAGAGCACCGAGCCCAAUAUGGCGAUGACAAAUGACAUUUCAGAAGACAUUCUUUAUGACGACGAGAGUUCGGACAUCGAGAAAACUAUGGUAUUUAUUGUUCCCGACGAUGAGAACAGUCUUUCGCCAUCGGUUUUAAGCAUUCCAGAGCCAGAUGUCAUAACAAAGAAUCUUACCUCAACUCAAGACGAGAUGCCCAACUUGCCGGAGGCUCAGCCUCAAAUCGUGCCUGAUACAGCCAUUAAAACGGGGGUAUUUCAAGACACAACCACGGGAUCGUCAUUGGAUGGACCAUUUUUUGCCCCCGUUGAAUCAGAACCCGUUAGAUUGGAACCUGUAGAGUUUAAGGACACAACCACUGGCUCGCCUUUAGAUGACCCUCAAAAGGCCAAAGAAGACCAAUCAAAACCUAUUUUUGCUGCAAUUGAAUUGGAAGAUGUCGAGGAAGCCUUCGAGUUCAGCUAUACCACUACUGGCUCACCUUUAGACGAUCCUCAAGAGGCCAAAGAAGACCAAUCAAAACCUAUUUUUGCUGCAAUUGAAUUGGAAGAUGUCGAGGAAGCCUUCGAGUUCAGCUAUACCACUACUGGCUCACCUUUAGACGAUCCUCAAGAGGCCAAAGAAGACCAAUCAAAACCAAUUUUUGCUGCAGUUGAAUUGGAAGACAUCGAAGAAGCCUUUGAGUUCACAGACACAACCACUGGCUCGACUUUAGAUAACGAUCCUCAGCAAGAUCGAGAGGACUUCCCAUUGAAUUUUGCUGCCAUUGUGGAAGAGGAGACAAAUAUUGAAUUCACGGAUGCCGCAAGUGGAUCAUCUAAUGACCUUCCAGUUUUUGCUCCAAUUGAGGUGGAUCCAUUGCCAUUUGAGUUUACAGACACCACCACAGGAGCUCCCCUUGUGAAGAAAAUCUCCUCUAACGGUUCAGUUGUUGAUAUCGAUCAGUCCGGUAAAGUUGAUGGUCCGCUCGACCUUGAGAAUAUUCAAUACUACGAUGAUCCCGAGGAUUACCAAUCUGGGUUUUCGGAAGACACAAAGACCAGCUUAUCCCAAAGCAAAUUGGGCACAGCCCAACGAUUGGAUUUGGUUCUAAAUAAACCCAGCGAGGAUUUAGAGAGAAUGACGAGAAAGGAGGAUGAGGACGCCAUUGUUGAUGCACAAGGUCUGCAGGAUUUAAGCCCCUACCAGCCCAAAAUAAACACUAGUGAUCCUGGUUCUCUCCUUACAACCAUUUUGGAUGGCAUUUUAUCUUCCAAGCCAAGACCUCCGCCUCACGCUCCUCAAUUAAGCCAGAGGCGAACCACGGUCAAACCAUUGCCCAUCAUUGUUACUGAAGAAGCUCCUCUAUCCCCCACAACCGAUGAUGGGUUUCCGGUCUCUAAUUUGCUCAAUGGAAUUUACCGAUUGGUUUCCAGCUACAUUACACCCAGACCCACAAUGGAACCUUUCGUAACCGAAUUGGACUUCACUCCACCAGAAUCAACCACGUCCCAAUCGAUUUCACGUCCCAUCAACGUACACAACACCAGGCGAGAGGAUCUAGAUGAAAAAGUGGACAACCAAUAUAGCAAAACUGACCCAUUUGUGCAAUUGCAAGCACCAGAUCUUCGAAUGGAUGGUAAUAGCCACGACCAAGACAUGUUAUUCCCUGUCCCGUUGCCCAAGGAAUCUGUGAGCACAUUUUCGCCUUUCAACUCGCCCGCUUUGAAGAUCCAGAAACCUCCUCAAAUCCAGGGCCCAAGAAACAAAGAAGAAUUGGCAGGGCCCCUACCUAUUUCUGCUCCAGUCGGGGACGUGCCGAAUGCUCAAGAAAUCUUCUAUCCUGGCAACUAUCUGAGAGGGGGCUCGACAUCCCAAAAAGAAACUAAAUCAGCUUCAAAGCCCAAGAUUGGGCCCUCUUCGGCGCCUUAUCUUUCCCUGGUAGACAAUCAACGUAAUCGAGACCCUGUUUCUAUCCCUCUCCCGGGUUUGCUGAGUGACAAUGAGAACAACUAUCGACGUGAUCCGAAACCAUCUAUUGAGGACAAUACCGGGUAUGAUGCGAUCGGUUCCAUUCGAAGAAAGGAAGAAAGCUUUUAUCGCUUCAUCAACGCACAGCCUCUGCCCAUUCAACGAGGGAUAUUAGAUCCCGCCAAUCGAGAUCAAAGGUCAAGACGCCAAUUAGAUGAGACAUCUCCUCCGGAGAAAGAGAUCAGCUCCACAGACUCGUCAGAGCCAAUUAAUUGCAAUUGGAGCAUAAAGACUGAACCAGGCCUCUAUUUAUUGGUCACGUUCCACAAUUUGAGUGCUCCCUUCACAGUGGAUUGUCAAGGAGCUUAUAUCGAGGUUGAAAGAGAAAACAAUGGUUUUGAGGCCCGAUGGUGCGGUAAUAGGGUAACUCAGGGAGGAAGCCGACCUCAUGUGAUAUUUGCCAAGAACGAAGUAAGGAUCAGCGUUUUCGACGAUGGUUCCCUUGGGAAAGAAUUACCCACUGGAUUUUCAGCUGAUGUUGAAGUGAUCGACCUUUACGAUGGAGAACAGUAUUCGAAUCUCAGCAAGACCAAUGCAUACAGUAAUGUGAGGCUAUUAAAUGGAUGAGAAGGAGUAUUCCUAUUACGAUCGAGUCUCACGACAAUCACAUGAACACUUCAAAAUUGACGACUGAUUGGGCAUUCUCCUCUCAACAACUUUGCUUGGUGCUAUAGACCAUUACUUUCUUAAAUAGGGAUACUCAAACAAUAUUCGUUGUUCCAAUACUUUUGUAACUGUUGUUAACCAAUAAACUCAUUUAACUACGUAAA